This is a messenger RNA of Cephus cinctus (wheat stem sawfly), 910 nucleotides long. RefSeq names its product PITH domain-containing protein GA19395. The record is from RefSeq and is a predicted model, not a curated record. The transcript has 6 exons. Lineage: Eukaryota; Metazoa; Arthropoda; Insecta; Hymenoptera; Cephidae. Gene Ontology annotation, cellular component: nucleus. Bases 157 to 762 code for a protein of 201 amino acids.
AGUUGUGUCAAGCGGCGCAACCGGCAGAUUGCGAUAGAUGGCAUAACCUUUAAAUGAGUCUAGAAUUUUCUUGAAUUUUCUAAAUAUUUCAUUGAGAUUGGACUUCUGGGUGAUUCAGUCAGUGACUAUAAAUACUGAGUAGUAUAAUACAAAAGCAUGGAUCAUCAGUGUAACUGUGGCAACACACAUAACGAAGGUGAACUAGGUGUACAGUAUAAUUUAUAUACAAAAAUAGACAUGAACAAUGUGGAGUGCCUUAACGAGUAUGAAGAAGGUUCCGGAGUAACAGUUUUUAAACCCUGGGAAGAUCGCUUAAACCAUGAUAAGUAUGUUGAAAGCGAUGUAGAUGAUGAACUUCUCUUCAAUAUCCCGUUCACUGGUAAUGUCAAACUUAAAGGCCUCAUCAUCAUCGGUGGGUCAGAUGAUUCAUAUCCCUUGAAAGUGAAAUUGUUCAAAAAUCGACCGCAUAUGACCUUCGAUAACGUCGCCACAGAACCUGAACAAGAAUUUGAGUUGUGCAAAGACGAUCACGGUUUCCACGAAUAUCCUAUUAAGAUAGUCAAGUUCUCAUCGGUGCAUCAUCUAACGUUACACUUCUCUGGGAAUAACGGUGCCGAGAGGACGAGAAUAAAUUACAUUGGAUUAAAAGGAGAAUGGACACCAGGUCAUAGACACGGGAUAACGAUAUGCACGUACGAGUCGCGACCGAUGAUAAGCGAUCACGUGACGGAUCUGAACGUAGUGAAUCGUGAGAUACAAUAAGUGGCUCCUGGAACGAGGAAUAAUAACAAAUUUUGUAUAUCAGAAUAAAAGCACUAAAAUAUUAAAAGAUAUCCUAACGAUAAAAUGAGAUAGAUCCUGAGCCGUUUGUACGUACAUAUGUACGCUUAUAAAUAAAUCCUAGGACGGA